AGAUUGCCAUGGCCACCUCACCACGUUCCGCCGAUACAAUAUCAUUAUGUUCCACAGUAUCGAGUUGUCCGGAUCGCAAUGGUUUCUAUGGUGGAUUUCAACGCACAGAUAAGCCCAAAGAGCCGCUAUCGAAAGCACAAAUUAUAGCACGAGAAAAGAAAUGGUUAUACAUGUUGGAUAACUGGUCACUGUAUAUGUCUAAAAAUUAUAAAAAGAUAAGAGACCGCUGUCGCAAAGGUAUACCCAAAUCGAUAAGACCCCGAGCAUGGUUCUUUCUAUCCGGUGCCUAUUUGCUGAAAAAGAAAAAUCCCAAUUUAUAUGCCGAACUGCUGGAGAAGCCUGGAAAUCCUCAUGUCAUCGAGGAAAUCAAAAAAGACAAACAUCGACAAUUCCCAUUUCAUGAAAUGUUUUUGGACGAGGAUAAAGUGGGCCAAAUUGAAUUGUUUAAUGUUCUGAAAGCCUAUUCCAUAUAUAAUCCGAAGGUGGGAUUCUGUCAAGCACAGGCACCAAUUGCAGCUUUCCUAUUAAUGCAUUUGCCGGCGGAAGAUGCAUUUUGGGUAUUUGUUAGCGUAUGUGAUGUAUAUUUAGAAGAUUACUUUAUUACCGGCCUAGAGGUCCUACAAAAUGAUGCCGGUAUUUUAGAAGGUCUCCUCAAGAAAACCUGUCCGCCCGUCUAUCGUCAUUUACAAAAACAUCGUGUCGAACCGUUGCUCUAUAUGACCGAUUGGUUUUUGUGUGCCAUGACCCGAACGCUUCCCUGGGAAACGUUGUUGCGUGUAUGGGAUUGUUUCCUCGCCGAAGGUAUACGUGUCAUAUUUAAAGUAGCUCUGGUGAUAUUAGGUGCUUCGCUGAAUAGCCAUAAAGUGCGCAAACAAUGUAAUGGUCUGUGCGAAACCCUCGAAGUGCUACGAAGUCCGCCCGAUAAUGUGCUAGAUGAAGACUUCAUUAUAAAUCAUAUGCAGCGCUUGAAUUUACGUGUCGAAGAUUUUCAAAUAGAACAUACCCGGCAAAAGGCGCGAAGGGCCAAGCAGAAAGCCUUGCAAGAGGCACAAGCUGCUGCUGCAGCAUCUAGGACAGCUUCGGCGGCCGCAUCGUCUUCCGUAACAGUAAUGACACCAGUUGUGGUUGCAGCUGCUUCCAGUACAACAACAACGCCCACAACUACAAUGACCCGAAGUGCAUCGAAUUCGCAGAAUAACACAUUUACACGCAGUCGCACCACAAGUCCAACAAAUAUAACCAGUGGUAGUGUCACUGUGGUGAAUAUUGGCGGGGAUAAUGACGAUGAUAAUAGUAUUAGCAGUAGUAUGGCAGCGGGAGCGGGAGCUGUUGGAUAUGAAUAUAGUAAUGGUGCGGCUGCUACAGCGAUCACGAGUAAUGGCGGCGGUGGUGGGCCUAGUGUUAUUGUAGCAACAUCUACAACAAAAUUCGAUGGAGUUAUUGGAUCUAAUGGCAAUAAUAGUAAUGGCAAUGGUAGUGUUAGUGUUACCACCACUAAUAAUUAUCAUACAUAA
Musca vetustissima is the source of this 1514-nucleotide messenger RNA. RefSeq names its product TBC1 domain family member whacked (gene wkd). The record is from RefSeq and is a predicted model, not a curated record. Bases 9 to 1514 code for a protein of 501 amino acids. NCBI's taxonomy places the organism in Eukaryota, Metazoa, Arthropoda, Insecta, Diptera, Muscidae. The transcript is spliced from 3 exons.